UGUUACAGUGAAAGAAGAAGAGAAAGACGUUUCCGUUAAAGAAGAGGAAGACUCGUUCAGAGUGAAAGAGGAGGAGGAUGUUACAGUAAAAGAAGAGGAUGUUGCUGUUUUUGGAGUAAAGGAAGGAGAGAUGAUUGUCACACUGAAAAAGGAGGAAGAAGAGGAGGAAACUGGAUAUCUGGGACCGGUUUCCCAAACGCAUCUUAUUAAGGUGUCCGAUGGUUCUAGCCGUAAAAUGGUUUUGAGAAACCGUUCCUCGAUUUACACUAGAGAGAGACAGAACUACCAUGGAUCCUCUGGGGAGCCCCAACUACAUCACAAAGCUGACGAGGCAGAGAAGAGUCUCUCCACUUCAGAACAUCUCAAAUUCCAGCAGAGACCCACAGGAAUGAAACCUCACCACUGCUCUGUCUGUGGGAAGAGUUACUCAAGAUCAGAUUCACUAAAAGCACACCAGAGAAUUCACACUGGAGAGAAACCUUAUAGCUGUUCUCAAUGUGGGAAGAGUUUUACUACAUCUAGCCGUCUGACUAUACACCAGAGAAUACACACAGGAGAUAAAUCUUUCCACUGCGCAGACUGUGGGAAGAGUUUUCUGAUAUCAGGACAUUUAAAAUCACACCAGAGAAUACACACAGGAGAGAAACCGUAUAGCUGUGAUCAAUGUGGGAAGAGGUUUAGUCACUUAAGCAGCCUGAUAGUUCACCGGAGAACACACACAGGAGAGAAACCUUAUAGCUGUGAUCAAUGUGGGAAGAGUUUUACUCAGUCUAGUCAGCUGACUAGGCACCAGAGAACACACACAGGAGAGAAAUAUUUUAGCUGUGAUCAAUGUGGGAAGACUUUUACUGAGCCUGGUAACUUGACUAAGCAUCAGAGAACACACACAGGAGAGAAACCAUAUAGCUGUGAUCAAUGUGGGAAGAGUUUUACUGAGUCUGGUAACUUGACUAAGCACCAGAGAAGACACUCAGGAGAGAAGUCACAUAGUUGUGAUCAAUGUGACAAGAGAUACUAUGAUAAUCGAUCUCUGAUUAAACAUCAGAAAAUACAUGAAGGAGUUGUUUCAUGAUAUCAAUGAAAUGAUGUCACAAUGUAGAAUGUUUUAACAUGGUUGGAUUAUCUUAAUGAUGUCACAAUGUAGAACCCUAAACGUUUAUCUCCUGUUCUAUUGAUUUCAGCAUGAUAUGAAUAUUAGCCUCAUAAGGGGGAAAAUCCAGCCUCUGAAAUGAAAGAGUACUAUUUAUUUGAUUAACAAAAAAAGGAGUUGUUACCACAUUGGCAUCGCACUAUUUGAGUUUUUUUUUUUAUCCUCUUAUGUUUUGUUGUGUAGUAAAUAUUUCCGUUUUUAUUUCCAUUGUUUUUAUUCGUCCAUGUCUGAAAUGUGCUGUAUAAAUAAAUCUUGAUAUACAUUUUCAAAUUGCAAAACAAAUUAACCCAAUGACCGACUUCAACGAAUCCAAUGGAUUUUUGUUGAAAAGGAAAAAUGUUGAAAUCAACAAUAUGUCAAAGGCUUCAACUCCUGAAAACUGAAACAAACAGAUCAAUCCCACUUUUCCAGCCUGCUGAAGGCGUGGUAAACACCACCCCCGGCUCUACCAGGGGCUUGAGGUGGUCUCCCACAGCUCUGCUUAUAUCACGUUCUGUGGUCUUGCAGUUCCAUUUCUUGACUGCCCCUGCAACACAGAAACACAUUUAGUCAUAUUAUAUAAAACUCUCAAAGUAAUGGAUAUGGAGCAUCUACGGCCUCAGUUAAACCUGGCACCUAAAUGUGAUUUCUGUCAUCCGAUCACUCCAAGCUGCAUUAGGUUCAGAUCAACCAGGAUGGGCGUUGUGUUCAGAAUUUGAGUCUGGCCACCGACUAUGACAGUCUGGACGCAGUCAGGCCACCAUGUCAGCAUAACCAAUGUAAAGAGAUGGGGUGAAUGAGUGCCUGAGGGGAAAUUAACUUUCAUACAGCCAAAAGGGGUGGGAAAUUACACCAAUAUCAGUGGUCAAUUUGCACUAAUGUAAAUAAACAUGGAUGAUGGAACAUAUUCCCUUUUGCUGAUGUGAUGAACCACUAAGGGGACAUAAAUAUUUACCAUCUAAACCAUGUGUGACCUCUCACCUCUCUGGCUGUAGAAGUGUUCAUCCUAACCAGUCCCUCAACAGCUCUCUAACUGAGCUCCACCCUCACUGGGUCUUCAGAGGAGAGGAAGGCUGAGGAGGGUUGGAAGGAUGAAUGGAUCAAUCAGUCAACAAGUCAGUAAUAUAAAGAGGGUGUUGAUCAUCUUAAAUGUCUGUCUCCCACCCAUGGAGAGACCUUUAUACUGUAUCCAGGGUUGGGUAGGUUACUUUCUAAAUGUAAUCUGUUAGUUACUAGUUACCUGUCUAAAAGUGUCAUCAGUAAUCUGUUAGUUACUAGUUACCUGUCUAAAAGUGUCAUCAGUAACGUAACUGCUGGAUUCCCCAAACUCACAAAUGUAAUCUGAUUACUUUGAAUUACUUUCUCCUUAAGAGGUUUGUACCACCAACAAAUCUGAUUUGCUAACCCUAAUGCCUAAACCUAACCUUAACCAUACUGCUAACCAUAAUGCCCAAACCU
Molecule: messenger RNA, 2587 nt
Organism: Oncorhynchus kisutch (coho salmon)
Lineage: Eukaryota; Metazoa; Chordata; Actinopteri; Salmoniformes; Salmonidae
Product: gastrula zinc finger protein XlCGF17.1-like
Exons: 2
Coding region: 131-1072 (313 amino acids)
Biological process (GO): regulation of cytokine production; regulation of immune system process; negative regulation of transcription by RNA polymerase II
Cellular component (GO): nucleoplasm
Molecular function (GO): DNA-binding transcription repressor activity, RNA polymerase II-specific; RNA polymerase II cis-regulatory region sequence-specific DNA binding
Source: RefSeq, a predicted model, not a curated record